Cannabis sativa is the source of this 1121-nucleotide messenger RNA. Its product is annotated as oxoglutarate-dependent flavonoid 7-O-demethylase 1. The record is from RefSeq and is a predicted model, not a curated record. The coding region runs from base 87 to 872 and encodes 261 amino acids. Lineage: Eukaryota; Viridiplantae; Streptophyta; Magnoliopsida; Rosales; Cannabaceae. The transcript has 3 exons.
UAUGAAAAAUAUAUAUUUAUAUAUUUAUAUAUUUAUUGUUGGUGGAUCAUGGAGUAAGCCCUUUGUUGGUGGAGAAUGUGAAAGAAAUGGUUGAAGAAUUUUUCAAUAUGGGAAUAGAAGAAAAAAACAAGUUUAGGCAACAAAUUGGGGAUUUGGAAGGAUUAGGGCAAGCUUUUGUGGUUUCUGAGGAUCAAAAGCUUGAUUGGGCUGACAUGUUCUUCCUUGUCACACUCCCAAAACACCUUAGAAAACCUCAUUUGUUACCCAAAUUGCCUCUUCCUUUCAGGGAAACCAUUGAAGCUUACUCAAUAGAGCUAGAAAAUAUAGCCAAGAAAGUGCUUGACUUAAUGGGAAAAGCUCUAGGGAUGAAGCCUAAUGAAAUGAGUGAAUUGUUUGGGGAAGGAUGGCAAACUAUGAGGAUGAACUACUACCCGCCGUGUCCUCAACCCGAGCUUGUGAUCGGCUUGAACGCUCAUUCGGACUCCAUAGGCCUUACAAUUCUUCUCCAAAUCAAUGAAACGGAAGGUCUUCAAAUCAAGAAAGAUGGAAUUUGGAUCCCUAUCAAACCCCUUCCUAAUGCUUUUAUUGUCAACAUUGGAGACAUGCUAGAGAUUAUGACGAAUGGAGUUUAUCGUAGUAUUGAGCAUCGUGCAACAGUUAAUGCAGAAAAUGAGAGACUUUCCAUAGGCACAUUUUAUGGUCCGAGCUUGUAUGGUGACAUAGGUCCGGCACCAAGCCUUGUAACACCAAAGACACCAGCACAGUUCAAAACAGUUCGUGUUGAGGAUUACUUUAGAAAAUUUUUCGCACGCGAACUUCGCGGUAAAUCUUAUAUUGAUUUGGUGAGGAGCAAUCCAAACAAAGAAGGGUAAGGUAAUAUUGCCUAAAAAAUACUAAAGAGCUUGAUAAAGAAGUUGAAUAAAAGAAUGUUUUCUAUAUUUUGAUGGAUAUGAUUUGGUUUAAUGAAUAAGUUGCAAAUUUUAUUUAAAAUAAAUUAUAAGAAAAUAGAGACCAUGUAUGUACUUGCUCUCAAUUUCUAAAUUUCAAGAUGUUGUAAGAAUAGUUUAAGAAAAUAGAUUUUAAUGUUACUUAACUUUUAUAUAGUUGGAAUUUAUGCAUCA